This is a messenger RNA of Crotalus tigris (Tiger rattlesnake), 8521 nucleotides long. It is a transcript of the gene PLD5, whose product is annotated as phospholipase D family member 5. The record is from RefSeq and is a predicted model, not a curated record. Lineage: Eukaryota; Metazoa; Chordata; Lepidosauria; Squamata; Viperidae. The transcript is spliced from 10 exons. Gene Ontology annotation, molecular function: catalytic activity. The coding region runs from base 660 to 1973 and encodes 437 amino acids.
AAAUAAGGACAACUUUCUUGACAGUUAAAACAAUCAGUGGAACUGCUUCCUUUCAGAAGUUGUGGGUUCUCCAACACUGGAGGUUUUGAAGAAGCGAUUGGACAGCCACUUGUCUGGAAUGAUGUAGGAUCUCCUGAUUGAGCAGGGAGUUGGACUAGAAGACCUCUAAGGUUUUCUUCCAACUCUUGUUAUUCUGGUUUCUAAAUCUAUAACCAGUCCAUCUUAUUAAACCUUAGCCUGUUUCACCCCAUCCAAACUCAGCCUCCGGCCAUUGGGACAGCAACACUUUGAUCACAUUUUUUCUUGGGGUGGAGAUGAUGCCCCCAGUAAGAAGGAAAGGGCCAAGUUCUGGAGCAUCUUAACUCAGAGUAGAGGUUGUCAAGGCAAAGGGGCUAUUAUUGAUAUCUCAAGGCAAAUCUGUGAUCACAUAAUACUGUUGAUGAGCACCUGACUACAGCAAAAGCAAGGUAAUCCUGCUGUCCUCUCCAGUUCGGAUUAAAUCAUCCUUAUCUAUAACGUUACAGUAUUUUUCCUCUUACUGAGACCGUUCAAGGACAGCCUCAAGUCCCAGCAAAAAUGCAUCGUGAUUUUUGCACUGGUUUGCUGCUUUGCAAUUCUGGUUGCACUGAUAUUUUCAGCUGUGGAUAUUGUUGGAGAAGAUGAAUAUGGACUUACAGAAAAAAACUGUCAAAAUAACUGUCGGUAAGAGAGUUGCUCUUGUGGAAAAUAUUCCUGAAGGCAUAAACUAUUCAGACAGUGCACCAUCCCAUUUGUCUCUUUUCCAGGGAUGGAUGAAUUUACUUAAUAUGGCUAAAGCAUCUGUUGACAUAGUAUCUUCCCAAUGGAACCUCAGUCACAGUCAUCCAACUCCAUGGCAGGGGCAACAAAUUUUUGAAAAAUUGGAAGAAUUAUUGUCCCAAAAUAUUGAAAUAAAAUUAGUGAGUGAUAUUCUUCACAAGAAGUCCAAAUUAUUAAUUGACUUGGAAAAAAAGGGUGCAGAAGUGAUAUAUGUAAAUUUAACGGCUUAUAAUGAUGGUCAUUUGCAGUCAUCAUUCUGGAUUGUGGAUAAGCAACAUGUGUACAUUGGAAGUGCCAGUUUAGAUUGGAGUUCAUUGGGGCAGAUGAAGGAGCUUGGUACCAUCUUAUACAACUGCAGUUGCCUGGUUUUAGAUUUACAAAGGAUAUUUGCCUUGUACUGCUCCUUGAAAUCCAAGAGCAAAGUUCCACCCACUUGGUCUAAAAGACUGUAUGCCGUGUAUGGCACUAAAAAUAAACUGCCUCUUAAGUUGAAUGAAACCAAGUCAGAAGUCUUUGUCUCAAAUUCUCCAAAGCUCCUAUGCCCUAAAGACAGAAUUCUGGAUACUGAUGCAAUCUAUAGUGUGGUAGAUAAUGCUGAACACUUUAUAUACAUAGCUGUUAUGGACUAUCUGCCUAUUGUUAAUAUAAUAAAUGAGACAAGGUACUGGCCUUUUUUGGAUGGAAAAAUCAGAGAAGCACUGAUUCUGCGUAAUAUUAAAGUGCGACUCCUUAUAAGUUUCUCCAAAGAAACAAAUCCCCUCACUUUUAACUUUAUUUCAUCUCUUAAAGCAAUUUGCACUGACGUUUCUAACUGUAGUUUAAAAGUUAAAUUCUUUGAUCUUGAAUCAGAAGGUGCAUGCUUUAUUAAGGAGCCAAAAAACUCUUCUCUUCUCAAGCUAAAUCGCAAUAAAUAUGUGGUGACUGAUAGAGCUGCUUAUAUUGGUAAUUUUGACUGGGUUGGGACCUAUUUUAAUCAGAAUGCUGGAGCUGGUCUUGUCAUCAACCAUGCAGACACGGGGAACAAAACCAGCAUAAUUAAACAACUUAAAGCUGUGUUUGAAAGGGAUUGGUAUUCACAUUAUGCUAAAAGUUCAACAGCAAAGAUCUCAAACUGCCUAAUCUACAAACACAGCAAAGCCGCAGCCAAUAAGUCUGCCAUAAGCAAUAUGAACUGACGCCUCUUUUACUGUUCAGCAUCACAGCCAAGGGAAAAAUAGAGUAGGACUGAUGCUGACUGGCACUUUCUUAUUUAUGGACAAUAGACUUUUUUAAAAAUAAAAAAAAUUUAUAGUAAAAAAGCACACUUACAUAAAAUGUUCUUUAAACUAUAUUCUGUAUACUGUAUUAUUUACAAAUGUUAGAUUUGUUACUGCUGACAAUGAAUGUCUUUUCGGCCUUGCUAUUUAUUUGGACAUAUUCAUAUUUAAAAGCAUGCUCGAUUUCUUAGUUUAAAAGUUAUUUCUACCUCUCUCUGCUAUAUAGUAAAAUGUAUACACAAAGUAAGUUUGAUUAUGGAAAAAAAUUCUUAAAAGAUUUGAUAGUAAGUGCAGAUUUCCCUCAGUCCCACAAUUUAAGUACAUACAAACCCUUUAUUGUAUAAAUAGCAUAUUCCCAGUUUAAGAUACUGAUUGUCUACCUGAAUUUCUAAUACUAUGUCCAACCCAGAUAUAUUUAAAUGACCUGUUGUUACUUGAACCUCUAAAACAAAAUUGUAAAGGGAAUUGUUCUAAUCAACUAUAACCAUUAGCUUCUGCCGGUCAUACACUAAUGUACUUUGAUUUUCUGAGGGGGGGGGGAAAUGAAAUUAUGCCUUAAUCCCUACAAAAUACAUUUUAAUUUUUUUAAAAAAUAUGAGACAAUAAUAGGUUGCAUGUAACUUUGUUACCUGCCAUAUUGAAGUAAAAACGUUUGUCUCUGUGUAAAAUCGUUUCUGCAGGUCUAAAGCUCACAUUUAUUGUGUGAAGAAAUGGGGCAUAGUCCACUAGGGUAGUGUUUCUCAACCUCGGCAACUUUAAGAAUUCUCCAGCCACUGCACUAGGGAUUUAGAGGCAAUUCACACCUUUUUUCCUUUCCAGGCAGCCCACAAUGGAGGAUGAGCAUUCACGCACGUGUCCCUCCUCAUUUCCCAUAUAACUCACUAAGCAACCUCUGAUCUCCUGCAGAAGGACAGGAUCAUUCUGAUGAACACCAUGGAAACCCUCUUGAUGUCAGCAAUUGUGAUGCAAAUGAAUGGUGAUAUGAGGUUUACUUAACCUUCUGAUAAGAUACUGAGAGAUUUUAAAAUAAAGUUAAAAGUUAAUGAUUUUGGUGGUAGUUGAUGGUUGAAUACCGUGUUAGCAGAAAAGGGCUUUAUUUUAAAAAAUAUGAUGAGUUCUUCUAUUAUUUAAGAUGUCUAUCCUUACUGUUCAUGCAGAAAUAAUUGUUCCCAGUUUAACAUUUUUCAGAUAAAUAUUCUUAGACUAACUUUUCUAACAUCUAAAUGACUUUGUGUGUUGUUCAUUUAUUUUUUUUAAAAAAAUAGCUAACUAUAACAAUAAUGUCAGUUGAGUACUUAUUAAAUAAACAUAAAUCCUCAUAGAUUUCUAAAGCUUACAAGAUAGUCUGUAGAAUUUCUGAUUAUAAAGUGAAUUUAAUUUUAAAUUCUUAAAUUUUGAGAAAGAGAAGCAGACUGAUUAACAUAACAAAAGCAUUUCUUGUAGGCAAAUGUAAUAUUUCACAUUCAAACUACUCACUCUGUAUCAGCAAGCCUAUCAUUAGCAUUUAAAAUAUUUAUAAAAUAAAUUUCUACUAAACUAAAAUUAAUCCAUGAGUUUCCCUUACAAAGUGAAAAUCCAGGAAAAAUAUGGCAGCCUUAUACCGUAGUUCUAGAGCAAUGUUUAUAUGUAUACAAUUGUUUUUAAGUUGUUUUUAAGUUAUAACAGCCAGGCUGUUGUGAUAGGUUGGAAAAGUUGCUCAGAAGCUGUAUUUUCAUGUCAAGUUCUGGGCAAUUGCCUAUAAAUUGUUAAAGUAGCCAUUUGUCAAUAACCCAUCAGUUCCAUUUUCAGAAGUCACAUGCAUAUUCUUUUGCUAUAGAUAUAAGCUUCCAAAUUUCAGCUUGCUCAAUAUUGAAGGCAAAGUAUUCAGCAUCGAUAAAUUAAAUUACUUUCUUCUGGCUGAGCAGGAAAGUUUGAUUUGUUUGAAAUGGAAAGUGAAGGCACUAGUUUUCAGAACUAGUUGAUAUGAUACAUGAUAAGGAUUGCAAUGACGCUGGAAGUAGAUGAACGGAAGCCCCAAAACUUCAAGACUAUCCAUACAGUCUCUUCAUAUCAGUCAGAAGUAAACUGACUAGAAUUGCACUGUAAAGCUUUCUUUUAAACUGAUUUCCUCAGCUUACUUACUGCAGAUAUAUUCUCCUCCUUUUGUCUGUCACAUCCAUUAUUUUAGUCUAGAAUUUUUGUGUUCUAAUGAUGCUGAACUCCUUCUAGCAAUUUAUAAUUUCUGAUAGAGGACAAUAUUUGUAGCUCAAAGUUGAAAUGAUCGGCCCUUGGCGCUCUAUGAGGUUGGCUGUUUUCUUGCAGACAUAUUAUACAAACUAGGUAACAUCAUCAGUGCACUGAUGAUGUUACCUAGUUUGGGUAAUGAAUCAUCUGCAAGAAAACAACCAAGCUCAGAGAGCGCCAAGGGCCCCUCAGUCUGUGAUUUACCUAUAGAAAAGCCUGUAACAAUAUAUAAUUCAAUCAUAGUUUUUACAGUUUAUGGAAACAAGAGAGGUGUUCAUGCAGAAAAUGUGCUUUGUUUCCUGCACAGAACAUCAUGAUUUACAAGAACAUUGUGAUUUGCAAGUUUGUCAUGGCUGCCUAAUUUAUUUAUUUAUUUACAUAUCUGGUAUAACAAUGUUUUCCAUAAAUCUGGAAUCCAAAGCACCUUUGGAUUAUACAGAUAUAGCAUGUGAGAUUUUCAGGCUUCAGAAGUCAGGGAGGACAGCUAGAUUCAGAAAAACUCUUAACUUUUUGUUGUCAUUAACUGAUCAUUGGAAGGAAGAGUUAGGUUCUUUAAAUGUUUAUCCAGUGGUGGGAUUCAAAUAUGUGAACAACUGGUUCUCUGUGUGGAUGCUGCUUCCGGAAGUCCAUUCUAGGCCUGGGCAACAAAAAAUUAGCUACCAGUUCUGCCGAACUGUUGCGAACUGGUUGAAUCCCACCACUGUGUUUAUCCUCCAAAAGAAAAUGCAUCUUGUGGGCUGGUGGCAUCCCCUUCCUAUUCCUGCAAAAAAAAAAAAAAAAAGAUUGUGAUCUCUGUAUGAAAGAAAGAUAGACAUAACACUUGUGAGAAACAGUGUCUCCUUGCUAGCUGCCAUCCAUGCUAAAUUCAAAUUCCUCGGCAAAUAAUUCUUUGAUACUUGAAGUGCUAUAGAAAAUCUGCCAUAACUAUCAAACCAACUUCAAAAACUUUGCAGCAGAAUGCACCGCUGCAUCACAGAAAUAUAUGGUCUGAAGGGAAUUUGGAAGUCAUCUAGUCUAGCACUUUCCAGAAGCCUCAGAUUUUCCAUCAGAUGGCUCUUUUUAAACACUUCUGUGCAGUCAACAGUGCACAAGAGGAUAAAUGCAUACUUAUGUUUGAGAGAAUUCAUAAUGCAGAGGGUACGUGGAUGGAUAUACAUUGACACCCCCCCCAGCCAAACACUCCAAAAACUAGCCAACCACAUUGAAACUCUGAUUUUUGAAUUCAUGCAAAAUUCUUUUUUAAAAAAUCCAAAGACAGAGUUAAACCAAAGCAAAUUGUUUGUCUAAAACUUCAGAAAAAACAAUGACUAAACUACAAUGAUGAUAAAUUUGCUGUGUUUAGCUGUUGUGGAGUUAUUAGAGUGCCUUGCGAAUCACAAUUAACAGUCACUGGUUUCAUACAGAAAGACUUCCUGAAUCUCCAUCAAGAAAACAAACUAAGGGUCCUGGUGUUGGGACAGAUGGAGCUCAACAUGGCUUUGGUAAAGCAGAUUAUUGUUUGUGAGGUUUCAGAUAUGAUCUAGAUCAGGAGUGUCAAACUGCUGGCCUGCGGGCUGGACGCGUCAUCCAGAAGCCACACCCACCCCAUUGCCAGCAAUAACCAAACUGUCCCGAUAUUUUGUGUGACGUCACGUGACAUUGUGAGUUUGACAUGCCUGAUCUAGAUCAUUUUUGCUUAUUUAUUUACUGUUAUAAUUUUUAAUAUUAAUCCUACCUCAGCAAGAGAUACCUUUCAUAGUUGAAUAAUUAUCACAUUAACAUGGGAUUUAAAGAACAGGUUGAUAUGGAUGUUGCAUUUUAUUAUCCAAUAAAUAAUGGAUUCCACUAUCAACAUGCUUUCAAGGGGUGCUAAAUUAGAAAAUAAUGCCUGGGGACCCCUUGCUUAGGCCUUUGAACUUUAUAACCCAGGAGACUUAGGAAAUCCUCAUGCCAUCUUUUUAGAGGCAAAUAAAUCCACUUUUUGCAGUGGUCAGAAUCACUAUUUGAAAACAAUAGAAACAGAAUUUAGAAGUGGCAGGAAUAGAGCCAUAUGUUUGUGUGAUACCUUCUGUUGUCAAAGAGUAGAGAAGUCUAAAUUUUUUAAAAAUCACAUGGCUAUUUGUAACCAAGGUUGAAGGAUCAUGAGCCAUCAGGAGUGUCAAACUGCCAGCCUGCGGGCUGGAUGCGUCAUGGAGAAACUGCGCCCACCCCAUUGCCGGCAAUAGAAAAAAAGUUGUGAUACAUUGCGACACGUCAUGUGACAUUGCGAGUUUUACACCUCUGGUCUAGAGUGUUACAGGAAUUCUCACACAGAGGGAAAAAUAUGGAAAAUAAAUAAUUUACCCAAAUACUUUAUCCCUAGAUUCACAUUCCUUUUAUGUGAACUGUUUAUCAGAGGAAAAGGACAGUUCUACUUCAAUACUUUAGUUACUUGAGAUAAGCCUUACCAAUUUCCCAAACAAGAGUUCCUUGCAUUGCUUAGACCUGCUAUGGUCUUGUGUUUUCUAGUGCACCUGUGGGAAAUGUAAUUUGCAAAAAACAAGUUGCUACAAACUAUGUCUACCUUAUAUUAGAGCAAUGCGCUUUAAUUUCCAAAGGCUGAACACAAGGCAAUUGCUGCAUGCUUAUAUAAUUCAGUUUUAUGAUAUGACUUUGAUGAAUGCCUAUGCAUUGUAACUGCUUUAUUACAACAAUAUUCAAUGUUUUAUACUCAGUUUUUUAAAACAAGUAUAUACUGCAUGAUUCCAUAAUUGCUGUUGUCUGCAUAAAAUACAAGCAACUGAGCAAUAUGUGAUGUUAAGUAUAAUUACAGUAGUUAACUUCAAUCCAUUGCAACAUCUAGAUGUCACAAGACAUUAGAGACAGAUGGGAAACAAUGUAAUAGGAAGCCCAUUUCAGCAGAUAGCGGGCUUGCUUAUACAUGAGUCAGUAAUCAGUAUGUGUUUGUUACUCCACGUACAUAUGGAGUUAGAGGCCUUAGCAAAUCCUGGACAACACUUGCAUAAUUCAAUAGGGCUUUGAAUAAAUUAGUGUUGGCAGAAUCAUAAGGGUAAUUAUAAAAAUAUGGGAUUUUUAAAAUAGCCCCAAAUAUAGUGCAAUUUUUUUUUAGAUAUGCUGGUGGAAGUCCAUUUUGUUUUUUUUAAAAGGAAAUGUAUAAAGCCAGCAUUCUCCAAGUUAGUGCCCUGCAAAUAUAUUAGGAUUCAGAUUAUGCAAGGCUGGUCUUGUUAGGACCCUGAAUUGUAGUUCAAAUCUAUCCUGGAACUAUAUAUUUGAGGACAUGCAAGGCGUGAUGGCUAUUGUACUUGGCAUUAUAAACAGUAUGUGUUAAACAAUAUGAUAAGCAUGAAACAGAAAUACAUACUAGAACAUUUGCUAAAAUUAUUUUAUUUCAUUAUGUUGCAAAAACGUAAUCCCAAACCAAGGUAGGCUUUUUAUGGUGAGGAACUCUUGAAAAUAUUAAGCAUUUAAAGACAUUCUGUAGGAUCCAAACUAUUGUUUAGGUUGACCAUUAAUUUGGCUUUUCUGUCACUGAACAGCAGCCUUAGGAGCAAUGCCUGACUGUGAAGUGGGCCAUUGUUUAGAGCAGCAUUCCCUAUUUUGGAGCUCUCCAAGUGUCUUUGAGAACUCCUACCAUCUCAUUUAAUAUUGUUAAGCCCCCUAGAGUAACUUGUAGUAAGAUGGGCAGCCAAUAAAUUGGGUAAAUAAAUAAAUAAAUCUCCAGCACAAUCCAAAUGGGUUAGGAGUGAAGAGAGGGAUAAUUCAACUUGUCUGGGGCAAAUCACAUGUGGAAAACUGAUUUACAGUGUUACUAAAUGUAACCAAAGAUAAAAUACUUGAUCAUUUGUUUGAACCUAAAUGGGAAUACCAAAGGGAUGGAUUGAUAUAGAAAUCUCUUUUUAUCAUAUUUCAUAUUUAAAAAUCAUUACUUUAAGUCACCAGAAAAUUAGAAUUCAUGUUUGAAAGAAACUUCAUGUUAUAUUUAUAAUGCUAAUUAUAAGUUAUACUUAUAGUGUAUACCAAAUUGUCAAUUAUAUAACACUAAUGAAAUGAUUGUAUAAUGCAUUAAUUUAAAGCUGUGCAAAUAUUACUUUUUAAUGUAAUUGUUAUUAGUUUUUCUCAUAACUUUGUUAUAUAAAAAUUCCUGAUAUUGCACAGAAUGUAUUUCACAUAGCAUGUUUGAUCCGUUUUAUUUUUCGGUGCAAAUUUUCAGGCUAAGCCGAUUAACUUUUUAUUUCACAGAAAUAAAAGCAACAUGUUUCACUAUA